Messenger RNA from Tachyglossus aculeatus (Australian echidna), 2101 nucleotides. It is a transcript of the gene TESMIN, whose product is annotated as testis expressed metallothionein like protein. Gene Ontology annotation, biological process: regulation of DNA-templated transcription. The coding region runs from base 74 to 1564 and encodes 496 amino acids. The transcript is spliced from 10 exons. Gene Ontology annotation, cellular component: nucleus. The record is from RefSeq and is a predicted model, not a curated record. Lineage: Eukaryota; Metazoa; Chordata; Mammalia; Monotremata; Tachyglossidae.
CGGCGCUUGGGGCUGAAGGAGGCCGGCGCCGUUUGGGGGGGGACGGCCACCGGCACCCGCCCUGGGGGGCCUCAUGGAGCCCCAACCGAGCCCGGAGGAGCGACUCAUGGCCGAAUACCUGGGCUGCAGCGGGCCGUUCGGGGCCGAGGGCCUGGACCCGGACGGCGCCGCGCCCGACGGCGACUUUCUGCCCUUCCAAGACGCCUACUUGGGGGUGGUGGAGCCCCCCGAAUUGCUCUUGCCUCCCUUCCCCCCCGGCGACGACCCCGGCGACCUCCUGGAUGACUACUCGGGUCUCCCCGAGCUGAGCUCCCUGGAAGAGGCGCUGUUCCCGGCCCUGUCGCCGCCGCGGGGCCACGCGCACUACGUCCAUUUUCUGUCGCCCGCGGCCUCUCAGCCGCGAAGCCCGCUGGCCUCGCCCCUCUGCUCGGCUCCUCCGGAAGGAGCCGCGCUCGGUUUCACAGUUGAAAUGGGAGAACCAGUUGAUAAUACUGCAAGAAACAGCCAGGAAGGAACUGAUUUUCAGAAUCCAGAUGUUCAGAGUACCUGUGACAUUUUUCCAUCGUUUCAAGAAAUAGAGGAAACUGCCAGCUGUUCGCACCAAAAGGAUCCCAACCCAUUGGUGCUCUGCCAGUUGAAAGGGGGGAUGCAGAUACUAUGUCUGAACAAUUCUGGCCCAGGAGAACUAAGGGCACUUCAUCUGAUCCCUCAGCACCAAGACCAGAAAGAUCUCCUGCAGUCAGAUGGAUCCCAACCUGUGACUACUUUAGUAGGAAGAUUUUUGCCAGUCCCGGCUCAAUUGAAUUUUGUUUCACAACAGCUCGAUCAGGGAUCCUCAUCACCCGUAACUGAUGAAGCCACAUUUCUUUCAGAACCAAAUCUUCAAGGGCCAACAACAGUAACUGUAGCCGGAGUAACUGUUAGUUCAUGGGACACAAAGUCUAAAAAGCCAUGUAACUGUACCAAAUCCCAGUGUCUGAAAUUGUACUGUGAUUGUUUUGCCAAUGGCGACUUUUGCAACAACUGCAACUGUAACAACUGUUAUAACAAUCAGAGUCACGAAACCGAACGGUAUAAAGCCAUUAAGGCCUGUCUCAAUCGCAAUCCAGAAGCUUUCCAGCCCAAGAUUGGGAAAGGGAAAUUGGGAGAGGUUAAACCUCGACAUAACAAAGGGUGUAACUGCAAGCGGUCGGGCUGCCUGAAGAAUUACUGCGAAUGCUUCGAGGCUAAAAUUAUGUGUUCUUCUACCUGCAAAUGCAUCAGUUGCAAAAAUUAUGAAGAGAGCCCCCAGCGAAGAAUUCUCUGGAACGGGCCCCACCCAGCAGUGCCUGGGAGUUUCGAAGGCGUCACUCUACUUUCGCCCUCUGAGCCUGCGGCCCCCCCUGAACAGGGAGCCAACAGGACCCCUGGGCCGCACAUCUCCUGGGAAGCAGUCAAAGCCACCUGUGCUCGUCUCCUGGCCCGGGGGAAAGAGGCCGAGCAAGCAAACUACCCCAAGUGUUUAGCAGAGCAGUUGAUCCUGGAGGAGUUUGGGAGGUGUGUGUCGCAGAUCUUCCAACAGUAGCUGAGUCCCCACGGGACUCGGAGUGGGGUUUGCGACCAAGAGGACGACAGGGAUCGGAGAACCGCAGACCCGAUAUUUGACAAGUUGAUAGUUUCACGUGACUCUCAGACAACACCUGCCCCAAUGGCAUCGGGGCACAGUUCCCACAGCGAAGUGCUGUGCCCACAUUUCUGGCCCUCAGGCUGCUCCAGCGGCCUCCUCCCAGUCUCAGCAGAGGAAGGCUUUCCUCGACAGGGAGUAGUGCCGCUUGGACUGACUUGAGACCAGGGCCCCCCAACCCCCCACCCUCCCGACCUGGGGUUCCAUGGGAGGAUGGGCUCGGUCACUCUCCCUGCUCCUACCCAGACCCGCUGGGAUGGCUGCCAGCCAGCGGGGCCGCUCAGGGAAUGAAGCCCAGGGUGCUAUCUAUGCUGGGGCCGGCCGGCUGGUCCGGAGGACGCUCGAUCCCGGCUGGCAGUCGCGUGAUCGGAGAGAGCCUCCCGAGUCCGUGGCCCAGACUGCUGCUCUCUUCUCCUGCCGCAGCUCCUCUGGCCAUGG